UGUAAAUGUUGUUUGCUAUUCUUUACCCCUAGGGUCAUUUUGAAAGUAAUAGUAAAAAUCUAACAAUAUAAAAGCUUUGCAGCAGUAGCUUUCUGUUUCAGUAAAGGAGCUGAAGCUAAAGGAAUCAACCUCCUGAACCUCCAGGAAACAUCAGACUAUCUUCAGGCCUUGAAAAUAAAAACAGAAGGCAUCAGAAUGCAGUGUGGCAUCAAGUUGCUGUCUUUGCUCUUCGGCAAGAAAGAUGAGCUCAAGAAAGAAGAGCUGAUAAGGUCCACCCAGACCCUCCACCACUAUGUGCACAAGUACUUCAGCAUAACCAACAGACUGUUAGAGAUACUCAACGCUCACCUGAAUCAAAGCCCUUCUGAUGCAAUUGAACCAAAUGAAAGUGAAAGCAUUGAGAAAAAUUGUGCCAGAGUGAGAAAUGUUAUGCAAGCGAUCCUGGAUCUUUCUGAGAGUGAGAACAAACACGUCCAAAAGGAAAAACACGAUCUUUAUAGCCUGAUUACUACAUCUGAAAUGUCACUGGAGGACAAGGCUAAACAGAUUAAGGAUCUGAAUCAGAAGACCAUGGGAACCUUGGGGGAAAUGUUCGGUCCUGUAGUCGUGGUUCGACUGGCGAACAGUGAUCUGAUGAAUGCAAUGCCUCCAGUGGAAAGCCGUGAAUCCCUGUUGCUUACACCCGGAGAUCUAGUUCAGAGCAGCGCAAAAAUCACCAAGCUUCUGUCUAAACCAGAGAGCCUGGAUGACGCUCUACAGUUAGUGCAAGAUGCCUUGUUUGCUCUGACAGAGCGCUGCGACUCCUACAAUGACAUUCUGUGUGAAGUGGAAGCCUACGUCGCCAUUUUAUCUGAAACAUGUAAAGCGAUAUUAUAAAGAUUGUCUCAUACUAAGAUACCCAGAGAGAGUAGUGAAGAUUAUGCUUAGCUGUUUUCCUCCACACCACUUUUAAUGUUUUAUUACUUUUUUAUCUUUUAUUAUUAUAAGAUUUAAAUUUUGGUGUUGAGUCCUAAUGUGAUGUGAAGGGUGAACAGAAAUGAGAGAGAGAAGGGAAAGUGCAGCAGGGUAUGGAGUUUUUACCAGUUCUAGCUAUCUGUUCAAUAAAAAUCAUCAAUAUUUGCAAGUCUAUUGCUGGCAACAAGCAGCUAAACUCUUUGCCUUACAGUAACAAUCAUAAUCAAAAACAGCUGCCCACUGUGUAUGUUUCUUCCACAGAUUUUGAUGCAUUAUUGAUACUGACAAUCUGAAAAUCAAAACAUUAAAGUCAGACUCUGUCAAACAGAAAAAGCAGAUGGUGUUUUUUUGGGUUGCGGUUAUCCUCAGCUCAUUUGCUCAUAUUUAAUCUACUAAAUAAUUUUGUUUUGAAAAUAAGCAUGUCUUGUUUUCGG
This is a messenger RNA of Labeo rohita (rohu), 1388 nucleotides long. Its product is annotated as single-pass membrane and coiled-coil domain-containing protein 3. The transcript has 2 exons. Lineage: Eukaryota; Metazoa; Chordata; Actinopteri; Cypriniformes; Cyprinidae. The coding region runs from base 196 to 876 and encodes 226 amino acids. The record is from RefSeq and is a predicted model, not a curated record.